Messenger RNA from Protopolystoma xenopodis, 245 nucleotides. The record is from the annotation of a GenBank genome assembly. Lineage: Eukaryota; Metazoa; Platyhelminthes; Monogenea; Polystomatidea; Polystomatidae.
CUGGGCCCUCUUACCAGACAAACAUGAACCUGGGAGGCCUUUUUUCCUUUCUGGGGUUGGUUAGUGACACAAUAAAGCUCAAGAACAACGAAAAGUAUCUGAUUUUGAAGGACUUCAGCCUCAUUAUUGAGCCGGGCCAGACAAUAGCUCUGGUUGGUGCUAGUGGCUCCGGUAAGAGCACCAUAAUACAUCUACUUCAACGAUUUUACGACCCCACCGAAGGCCAGGUUCGUAUUGAUUAUUAA